ACUAAAACAAUUAGAAACGAAAAUUGGAGCGAACUUGUAAUUCAACCCGAUACUAUCUCCCUCCAUUUCUCUCUCACUCCCUCGCCGAUCCUCUCGAACUCAAGUUUUGAUGUAGUUCGGCUUCCCGCGAAGAUUAUUGAUCUCGUAACUUCGGUUGUCUCCGGCUUCGAUUCAGAUAAGAUUGUCUCCUAUUGCGCAUGCUAGGAGUGAAGUCUCAUUUCGUGCUAAAGGUUCAACAUAAAAUAGGUUCAUUCAAACUUAAUUCUUCGGUUCGUCAGUCAAAAUUAUAUCUAGUCAUUGUAGAGUAUGGACGAUUAGAAAUAGCUAUUGCGGUUUCAGGAGAAAAAUAGUUCACGCAGUGGAAUUGCAAUUUUCUAGACUGAACGCAUGAUUUAUCGACGGAACAAAAAUAUCGAGCUGUUAUUUCGUUCGCAGAGCAUCAUUCUCUGCUAUGAUCUACUCACUGAAUUUUAUUUGUUUAUACCUGCAAUCUUACAUUUUUGAAGUAAUGCGGUUAUGUACUCCUAUGAAAAGUUGCUUAGUGAUAGAAAAUCAAGAUAUGUUUUCGUGAUAAUUGGCAUAUUUUGGGAAGAGAAGAAUGCAUUCUCCCGAGUUGGAUAAAAUUUUUAUGAAGAGAUGGUGCAUAAUUUCCUUGCAUGACUGAGCAAACCUGAAUGUUGAUCAUAUCUUAUUGUGCCAAUUCCGUUGCUAGAAUGCUUCAAAUAUCAAUAGACUGUUAACCUUCUCAGGUAUUUGGGAAUUUAGAUUUUGAAUUUCAUCAUAAGUGUUCGUAAAAGAAAAAAUCAUUAUAAUUUUCUCGCACGUUCAACUUCUGAUGAACAGGCUGUGUUCAUGGCUGUUGCUGUAUUCGUCCCGUUUAACUCUUAUGUUUCAGGAGUGCUUUUUUGUGUUGGGUCCGCUGUCCUUGCUGGUGAGUACUAUAGAUGUUUUACUAUCUUAAAGGGAAUCUAUCCAUAUGAAGACAGAGACAAUUCGCGGUUCUGUCUUAUAGCUGCAGUCUGUCUCCGCAUUCAAGUGAAGAAGACGAGGAACUCAAGGUUUCCCAUUCAGAGCGAGCUUUUGCAGAUUUUGUUCUCUCCAUUCUGGUACUUGCUGCAUCUGGUGAUUAUGAAUUUCUUGGUUAAAAUUGGCUAACCUUCGGUUUUGCUUCGAAUGUUCUACCUUCUUUCAUCGAACUUCUAACAUUAGACAUAGCUCGAAGUUGUUCUUGUGCCAUUUUAACACUAGUCAAAAGAUUUGAUCUAUUCUUGCACUGUUUUUAAGGCGAUGGACAUAUUUCAACUUCUGACAGGAAAAUCUUGGUGAGUUUCCCCCCUUUUGCCCCUUACAUGUUCACUAUUUCCCGAAGUGUCCUCCACCUCUCUUCUUGACUAAAUAUGAAAUUCCCAUAGAUGGUUGUAUUAAGAAUGACUUUUCAUGUGGUUUAAAGGUGUUCCUUUAAGUGGAAAAAACUAAGCUCUUCUCUCUUUCUCCUUCUUAUAUGUAAAAUAUUAAUGGUAAGAGUUACUGGUAGCAGGAAGAAUAUCGUCAUAUGAUUAUUUAAUUAUGAAUUAACCUUUUGAUAUUGUCGAUAAGAUGUCAUUAAUCUUACUAAAGGAGGCCAAAUCUUUCUUCUCCAAAUUCGCUCGUUAACUUUUUGUUCUUCAUAUAUGUGGUGCAGGUAACUCGUUUGGCUGGAGAAUCCUUGAUGCUUGGAGCGGAGGGGUAUUGACUCGACUUCAAUCUUUUGCUUAACAAAGCUCCUCCUUUCUCCUCCACGACCUCCAUUUUUCUCUCCUUCUCUAGGGUUUCUCUUCCUCCCUCCUCCUCUUCUCUCAAGCUCCUUCCCCUUUCUCUGCAAUUCGGACCUCCCAAGCUUGCCUCCUCGUGCUCGCUUCGGUUUUCCGCUUCCAGAGCAAUGGCGGAGCUUGUUCAGGAUAAGGAGUCCGCCCAGAGUGCUGCCACCGCUGCUGCUGCUAGCUCCGGUUAUGAAAGACGGAAUGCGCCGGUUCACUCCCGCAAAUUUCUCGAUGUUCGCUCUGAAGAAGAGUUGCUCUCCUGCAUCAAGAAGGAAACAGAAGCUGGAAAGCUGCCUCCAAAUGUUGCUGCAGGAAUGGAAGAAUUGUAUCAGAAUUAUAGAAAUGCUGUUAUUGAGAGUGGAAAUCCAAAGGCAGAUGAAAUUGUUCUAUCUAACAUGACUGUUGCAUUAGAUCGCAUAUUGUUGGAUGUGGAGGAUCCUUUUGUCUUCUCAUCACACCACAAAGCAAUUCGAGAGCCUUUUGAUUACUACAUUUUUGGCCAGAACUAUAUACGGCCAUUGAUUGAUUUUGGAAAUUCAUUCGUUGGUAACCUUUCUCUUUUCAAGGAUAUAGAAGAGAAGCUUCAGCAGGGUCACAAUGUUGUCUUGAUAUCAAAUCAUCAGACUGAAGCAGAUCCAGCUAUCAUUUCAUUGUUGCUUGAAAAGACAAACCCAUAUAUUGCAGAAAACACGAUCUUUGUGGCAGGGGAUAGAGUUCUUGCAGACCCACUUUGCAAGCCCUUCAGCAUUGGAAGGAAUCUUAUUUGUGUUUAUUCAAAAAAGCACAUGUUCGAUAUUCCUGAGCUCACAGAAACAAAAAGGAAAGCAAACACACGAAGUCUUAAGGAGAUGGCUUUACUCUUAAGAGGUGGAUCACAACUAAUAUGGAUUGCACCCAGUGGUGGUAGGGACCGGCCGGAUCCUUCGACUGGAGAAUGGUACCCAGCACCCUUUGAUGCUUCUUCAGUGGACAACAUGAGAAGGCUAAUUCAACAUUCGGAUGUUCCUGGGCAUUUGUUUCCCCUUGCUUUAUUAUGUCAUGACAUCAUGCCCCCUCCCUCACAGGUUGAAAUUGAAAUUGGAGAAAAAAGAGUGAUUGCCUUUAAUGGGGCGGGUUUGUCUGUGGCUCCUGAAAUCAGCUUCGACGAAAUUGCUGCUACCCACAAAAAUCCUGAGGAGGUUAGGGAGGCAUACUCAAAGGCACUGUUUGAUUCUGUGGCCAUGCAAUACAAUGUGCUCAAAACGGCUAUCUCCGGCAAACAAGGACUAGGAGCUUCAACUGCGGAUGUCUCUUUGUCACAACCUUGGUAGUCAUUUGCAAUCAUUUUUCAACAUCAAUUCAUUUGGUAAUCAGGUUAGGACAUAGUUUUGCAUACCACAGGACAACACUGUCAUUCAAUUAGUACAUGUACCGUAAGAGAAAACCGAAUUCUUUCACUCCUCGACGUCUCGAUGGAUUCUGCCAAAUUACCAGCCUAUAUCCCACCCUUAGCACGUGCCAUUUCAAUCGACAUUGAAGCGCUUCGAAGACUUGGUCUCUCUUGGGAAUGUAUAGAUCUUUCAUAUCUCUUACACUAAAGGACUCAUAGAGGUUAUUCGUACUUUAUUUCUAAAGUGUAUAUGUUCACCCAUUUUCAUGUUUAUAUUAUAUGCUUCAAGAAUUAUUAUGUUCAAUUUGUAUUAUUAGUUGAUACCUUUUGGCUUAGAUCAUUCAGUCGAAGGUGCUCAAAUCUCAACUUUGUUUUUGCUCUUAAGUUUGUUAAAGGAACAUUUUUA
Messenger RNA from Cucurbita pepo subsp. pepo (vegetable marrow), 3574 nucleotides. NCBI's taxonomy places the organism in Eukaryota, Viridiplantae, Streptophyta, Magnoliopsida, Cucurbitales, Cucurbitaceae. The record is from RefSeq and is a predicted model, not a curated record.